UCUCCUAGGAAGGAAGCCACCAUCCAUCAGUUCCCAGCUUAUCGUAUUAGCCUGUUCUCUUCCCCUCCUUCCUUCCGCAAAGAUUUGUAUUCGAUUUAUCGCGCUUGAUCAUACCCGAUGGCCGACCUAUCCGAUCCCAAAAUCGACGAAGCUUACCAGGAUGUUCGUUCCGACAAAUCCGAGACUAACUGGCUUUUGCUCGACUACGAGUCUGACCGCUCUGACAAGCUAACAGUCACACAGACGGGAACGGGUGGUCUCGCCGAGUUACGCGAUGCACUUGCCGAUUCCAAAGCGUCUUACGCAUACGUUCGCGUCACCUUCUCCAAUGACAAGGAAUCUCAACGGGAGAAAUUCAUUCUAGUAGUGUGGAUCGGUCCUGGGUGCAAAGUGAUGCGAAAGGCCAAGAUCUCCGUCCAUGCAGCCGAUGUCAAGCAGGUGUUGCGUGUCUACUCUAUUGAGGUUCCCGCUCGGGAAAAGGACGAUUUAAAGGAGGAUCCGAUUGUGGUGAAGCUGCGGAAGGCUGGUGGGGCUAGUUACGACGGGGUGUAGCUUACAUCACACAAAGUCGUGCUCUCAAUUUACUGGCCCUGCACUCGUGCGCCUUGUGUGCCGUCGGAUUAAUAUAUGACUCAUUUACCACUUGUAUUGCGCAUCCAUUGUGCCCGAGGCCCGAUAGUCUUUUGGUGUUCGUGCGUCACAGGGACACCCUGACAUCGCAUUGCGCAACGGUGCCUAUGUCAGUGCUUGACCAGGAUACAGAAGACCCUGUUUCUCAAGUCUUUCGGGCCGUGUGGUCGG
Molecule: messenger RNA, 801 nt
Organism: Suillus clintonianus
Lineage: Eukaryota; Fungi; Basidiomycota; Agaricomycetes; Boletales; Suillaceae
Exons: 5
Coding region: 118-552 (144 amino acids)
Biological process (GO): regulation of actin filament polymerization
Cellular component (GO): site of polarized growth; actin filament; cortical actin cytoskeleton
Molecular function (GO): actin filament binding
Source: RefSeq, a predicted model, not a curated record